GCCGCUUUCUGCACACUGGGCAUCCAGUGCGUGCUGGUUUAGCUCGGGGCUACUCCUGCUGCGCGCUGGACUUGGUCAAUUUGCAGCUGCGCGCUCAGGCAAUAGGUGGCACUGAUGGACGAUGUAGUUUGGGCUGUCCCCGAGAAAGCGUCAGUGCGGAAGAGAAAGCCGGAGAGGAGACACCACGAUUGUGUCCUCACUCGGAGCAGCGGCCACGCAAGGACAAGCAGCCAUGUGGCGGGACGUCCUUCCAAACGCGUGGGAGAGCAUCCUGUCCCGGAUCAGGUCUUUUGAAUAUUCUCAGAAGAAUGCAGUCCUGGUCCCUGCAGCUGCCCUGGGGGUUGGAGGGAUGCUGCUUUACUGGCUCAGAUCUGGACACAAGAUCAAGACUAUUGAUAUGGGCGAUGGGUGGUGGGGCUCAGGUGAAAGGCCCCUCAAAGGGAAAGAAGAUACAAGCAUCCGUCCCUUCAAGAUUGAAACAUCUGACAAAGAAAUUGAGGAUCUGCACCAGCGCCUGGAUCGGUUCCGCUUCACACCACACGUGGAAGGAGCCGCCUUCCACUACGGCUUCAACUCCACCUACCUGCGGAAGGUGGUGGCCUACUGGAGGAAUCAGUUUGACUGGCGCAAGCAAGUGGAAGUGCUGAACAAAUACCCCCACUUCCACACCACCAUCGAAGGGAUUGAUAUCCAUUUCAUCCAUGUGAAGCCAUCCUAUGUUCCCCAUGGUCGAGCUGUUCGACCUCUGCUGUUGGUCCAUGGCUGGCCUGGCUCCUUCUAUGAGUUCUACAAGAUCAUCCCUCUGCUCACGGAGCCAGCCAAGCACGGCCUGAAUGAGGGUGAUGUGGUGUUUGAGGUCAUCUGCCCCUCCAUCCCAGGAUAUGGCUUCUCAGAGGCCCCUCACCAGAAAGAGUUUGACUCCAUAGCAACUGCUCGGAUAUUUCAUAAGCUGAUGAACAGAUUGGGCUUCAAGGAAUACUACAUACAGGGAGGAGACUGGGGAUCUCGCAUUACCACAAACAUGGCCCAGAUGCUGCCACAAUCUGUGAAAGGGCUGCAUGUGAAUCUUGUUUUCAUCGCCAGACAAAGUUUGGGAAGGAUGAUCUGUACAAUGCUUGGGGCUUAUGUCCCAUGGCUCGUAGGCUUCACUAGGGAAGAUGUUCGACGUUUCUACCCUUUCAUGCAGAAGAAUGUGUAUGACGUCCUGCAAGAGUCUGGAUACUUGCACAUCCAAGCCACCAAACCAGACACUGCAGGUUGUGGACUGAAUGACUCCCCAGUGGGGCUUGCUGCAUAUAUCUUGGAGAAAUUCUCAACUUGGACAGACAAAUCAUUUCGGCAUCAAGAUGAUGGAGGCUUGGAAAGCAAAUACUCUCUUGAUGAGCUUUUGACCAAUGUGAUGAUUUACUGGGUGACAUCCUCCAUUGUGCCUUCAAUGCGAUACUACAAGGAAAACUUUUCCAAGGACCCGGAUCUAAGUCUUCAUAACAGGGUUGGUGUGUAUGUUCCCACAGGGAUUGCAGCUUUUCCUCAGGAGAUUGUACAUGUACCACGUCUCUGGGCAAAGGAUGUCUACAAGAACAUCAUCACUUACACUUACAUGCCACGUGGAGGGCAUUUCGCUGCCUUUGAGGAGCCAAAGCUUCUGGCACAAGACAUAAUACAGUUUGUCCAAAAAGUGGAACAGCUGUGAGCCUGCAGCUGAAAUACAUGCAUAGAAUGGAAGCAAGUUGUUCUACCAGUAGCAGACCUUUAGAUCAGAUUUGUUUAAUCCCUCAAAAUAAUCACAGAUAGAAACCAGCAUUUUAUUUUUAUAAUAAUUACACCACUGAUUUUUUAAAUCAAGCUCUACCUGCUUUCAUAAGAAAAAAAAAAAGCCAGAAAAAUCCAAAAAGCACUUUGUUUUCUUUCAUUUCCAGCACCAUAUAAUUUCUGCAUUGAUAGUUCAAGUACAAUAGAAUAUGUAAACAGUUUAUUGCAGUAACAUUGCACUCAUUGGAGGAAGAGAGGUGAAGGGAAAUGGUCAAGGCUUCUUUAAACACUUGGGCACCUUAAAUAUACCUUACAAGCAGCUUUGGUGGAAGCAUAAAGGGCUUUGAUCUCCUGAGCACAAACACUCCUACAUUCAAGUUAUAUUCCCUUCAAGAGACCUGGGAUUUCAUAUUCAAGUGGGCACCUGCACAUCAGGCAGUUUUUCCCCUAUAACUAGCUUAAGCAGCAGCUACUGCACCUUGUAAAGAGAUAUUAAUGUAUAAUAGAGCAGAGAGUAUUCUAGUGUUCUUCAAGCUCAAAAAUAGCAAAUUAAGUUCCUACUACUUCCAUCAUCUCAUUCAUCCCAAAAGGUCAAAGUUAAAAUAUGCACCACGUACAGAGGAUUACUUCAAUCUUUACCCUCUUCAGCAAAGCAGUUUUAUCAUCCCAUUGUGCAUUUUUGACUCAUAACAGCAAGUACCCUCACAUGAAUCAGUAGGUUCACAUUUCUCUUCAAAUGGGAUGGAGUUAGUUGAAGCUACUGAAAGCUCAUUACAGCACAGACAAUUGACCAGCUGACUGAAGACAACUCCAGCAGAUACCUAGUUCUAACACACUGCUCUCAAGGCUUUUCUCCCUAUCCCGUUCUGCAGUAGACACCAGCCCAGAAGAAUAAAGUUCUGAUUCUAAGUGACACAAUCUGACUAAGAAAAGGAAUUUGGCAGGUAAGGCUAGCACUAAACUUGAUCACAUUCCCUUGACUUCUACGCAUUUCAGAAACAUUGAAGUCUAAACUUUCUUCCUCAAGUGACAGCAAUCUUCCAUUAUUGGGGCAGCACUUCUAACUUUCUCUGAAGAGGGUUUAGCAAAGAAACUGCUUACUUUUAAUCUCAUAUGUAACCAAUUGUCAGGGCUGUUAGGCCUCCACUGUGCCUGUCUCUUUCAAUCUUCAAGGCAGCACUAGCUACAAGAUUUUCCAGUUGCUGAAACGUCUUACUGUGGAAUGUUGCAGAACAGAAAGUGAGUCAUGGGGAAGGGUAAUUUUAUCAAAUAGAUGGGCAAACACUUGAGUACUCAAGUACUCAUGGCAACUGUGCCUGUUGCUUGCAGGGUUGCCAGGGGGCCUCUGGACAUGGCUCCACCCAGCUCCUCAGCAGCCCUAGCAGCUCCAGCCCUUUGUAGAGGAACUGCCUUCAUCCUACCCCAUUCCUCACCAGCUUGAAAUAAAUUCCUCUUCUGCAAAAAUA
This is a messenger RNA of Oenanthe melanoleuca, 3218 nucleotides long. Its product is annotated as epoxide hydrolase 1-like. Gene Ontology annotation, biological process: arachidonate metabolic process; epoxide metabolic process. The record is from RefSeq and is a predicted model, not a curated record. The transcript has 10 exons. Bases 233 to 1693 code for a protein of 486 amino acids. Lineage: Eukaryota; Metazoa; Chordata; Aves; Passeriformes; Muscicapidae. Gene Ontology annotation, molecular function: epoxide hydrolase activity.